AUGUGCCUGCAGACCGCCGACACUGUCGAGGAGGCUGCAGAAGAGGAGGACCAUGCGGCGGAUGAAUUCACGCAUCUGCAGACGCAUCGGUGCACGGGCAAGGCACUCUCCAUGGCCUGGAACGGCCCCCAGAGUGCCGUGCUGCUGGGUUUGACCAACAAUGUUCUGGAAACCCUGCGAAUAUCCCCAGCUGAAGGGGACGAGGACGCCCCUGCGCUGCAGCUGGAGUCGUCCCUGUCACUGGAGCUUUGCGGCCACCGCACCGGCGUGCGUGCGCUGGCUGUCGCCCAGGACGACUCCAUGUUCCUCUCUCUGAGCAACGAGGCGGUGAAGGUCUGGAGUGCCUCCACGGCUCGCUGUGUGCGAACCAUCGCGUCAGGUUACGGCCUUUGCGGCUUCUUCUUGGCCGGGAACGAGCACGUGCUCAUUGGCACGAAGGAGGGCCAGCUGGAACUCUACAACAUUCAGCUGGGCGAGCAGGCACAGACGAUGGACGCACACAGCGGCGCUGUCUACGGCUUGGCCCUGCGCCCAGACAACCAGGGCUGUGUUAGCUGCUCUGCCGACAAGUCGCUGCGCUUCUUCGACAUCAAAUUCGUCAAGGGAGCAGAGACUUCCGUGAGCCUCGUAGAGCAACCAGAUCGUGCCACAGAGCUGCCGGACGAGCUCUUAGCCGUUUGUUUCUCUGCCAAUGGACACCCGGCUGAGCAUGGACCAAAGAUCUAG
Molecule: messenger RNA, 726 nt
Organism: Symbiodinium natans
Lineage: Eukaryota; Dinophyceae; Suessiales; Symbiodiniaceae
Source: the annotation of a GenBank genome assembly